AUGUCACAGUGGUACGCCACUUUUGGGUUCAUUGGAGAUAUCCGGGUAGGGCCACUAUUCAACAUCAUUUGCAAUUCGAACCUUGCCACAGGACUUAUUGAUAUGUACAUGAAAUGUGGAAGCAUCACUCAUGCACGUGUACUUUUUAAUAGUGUGUCUUCUAGGAAGGAUCUGCUUUCGUGGACAAGCAUGUUCGCAGGGCUACCAUUGCAUGGACUUGGGAGGGAAGCAGUCGAUCUGUUUUUGAACAUGUUGGAUAUUGCCAUCAAGCCGGAUCGUAUGACACUCAUUGGAGUUCUAAAUGUCUGCAGUCAUUCAGGUUUUGUCGACCAAGGGCGCCAAUUCUUUCAUGGCAUGCAUCAAUUAUGGGGCAUUGUGCCUACUCUUGAACAUUAUGGUUGCAUAGUUGAUCUUCUUGGACGUGCUGGCUUCGCAGACGAGGCAGUGAACAUUGCUAAGUGUAUUUCCGUAGAGCGUGACAUUGUUAUAUGGAGGGGCUUACUUAGUGCUUGUAGGAUUCAUGGAAAUUUAGAGCUAGCCUAA
Nymphaea colorata (pocket water lily) is the source of this 543-nucleotide messenger RNA. Its product is annotated as pentatricopeptide repeat-containing protein At3g29230-like. Gene Ontology annotation, biological process: RNA modification. The record is from RefSeq and is a predicted model, not a curated record. Gene Ontology annotation, molecular function: RNA binding; protein binding. The coding region runs from base 1 to 543 and encodes 180 amino acids. Lineage: Eukaryota; Viridiplantae; Streptophyta; Magnoliopsida; Nymphaeales; Nymphaeaceae. The transcript has a single exon.